AUGGCAACAACUAUUGACCUGACACAUGAAGGUACAGUUUUGGUGGCCAUGGAGUCAACAGCGUAUGAUCCUCACCACACUGCAUUACCAGAACUUUCUGGCCUUUCUUCCAUCACUUCACAGAACGAGUCUGUUGAUGGAUGUGAGCAGCAGCUUCGGGUUUUCCUCCGAGUUCGUCCUUUCAGUAAGGAGGAGCUCAACAAUAAUGAGGACCAGGGUUGUGUAGUGUUGGAGAGUACAGAAACUGCCACACUUCAUGCCCCUAAAGGUUCUGCCACCAUGAAGUGCAGUGAAAAAGGCAUUGGACAACAGGUGCACAAGUUCACCUUCACCAAGAUUUUUGGGCCGGAGUCGACUCAAGCGGAGUUCUUUGACGGAACGAUCAGGUUGCAAGUGCAGGACUUUCUGCACGGCAAAAACACACUGGUGUUCAGCUAUGGAGUAACCAAUGCUGGGAAGACGCACACCAUACAAGGCUCUCCAAAAGACCCGGGUAUUUUGCCUCGUGCCCUUGACACGGUGUUCAGGCACAUCAAUGGGCGGCUGUAUGAGCAGAUGGACCUGAGGCCUUACCUGAACUCGGAUGUGCAGAAACUGGACCCUGAUCAGGUCAGAAUGGAGAAAUCUGCCAAGACUGCGCUCUUCAGUAUGCUGAAAGAGGACCCUGAGUCCACCAGAACCAGCAGAAGUCGGAGCUCCUCCUCGUCUUCCACCAACAGCCUCUCUUUCUCUGGAGUUUCUUAUGAUCAGACCGUGGACAGCGCAGAGGGAGCUGUGGACGAUGUGCAGUGUGUCUAUUCGCUGUGGGUUGCUUACUAUGAGAUCUACAACGAGCAAGUGUAUGACCUGCUGCAGCCUGCACUCUCUAACAGAUCGAAGAGGCGUGCUGCAUUGCGUUUGUGUGAGGACAGUGCUGGAAAUUCCUACGUUAGAGAUCUGAGAUGGGUUAAUAUACAGAGCACAGAAGAGGCAUCUAAAGUGUUACGAGUAGGAAACAAGAAUCGCAGUGCUGCUGCCACCAAAAUGAACCAGUCCUCCAGCAGAAGCCACAGCAUCUUUACCAUUAAACUGAUACGUAUUGAUGGAUCUGAUGUCCAGGGAAUAUCAGAGCUUUCUCUGUGUGACCUGGCUGGUUCUGAGCGAUGUAACAAGACACAAACUUUUGGGGAGCGUCUGAAGGAGGCCGGAAACAUCAACAAUUCCCUACUGAUUUUGGGAAAGUGCCUUGCAGGGCUCCGUAACAACCAAGGUGACAGGGCAAAGAAUAGCUACGUUCCUUUUCGUGAAAGCAAGCUGACCCGCCUCUUCCAGGGAGUGUUUUGUGGUCGUGGUCGAGCCUCCAUGAUUGUGAACAUUAAUCAGUGUGCUUCAACUUAUGAUGAGACUCUCCAUGUCAUGAAAUUCUCUGCUGUGGCUAAAGAGGUGGUUCAGGUGAUCCAGCCUCGUUCUCUUGAGUCUCUAGCGCCACGCCUGCUUGGUCGAGAUGGAAAGCCUUUGCUGAACAAUGGAGUGCUUGACAGCCAGGCAGUGGAUGAGUACCUGUCUGAGGAGGAGCUGUUGGAUGGUGAUGAAGAGGCAGAUAUGUCGAUAUUACCCCAGGAGGAAUUGUUAAAUUUAGUGGAGAGUCUUCGAGCGAAACUGCUGGCUGAGCGCAAGAAAAAUCUGCUGCAGGAGAUUCAGAUCCGUAGAGAGAUGGGUGAUGUCAUGAUGCAGCAAAUCAUGGAGAUGGAAGAAUGCCAUAGUCGACAGAUGGCAGAUCUGAAGGAGAGUUAUGAGGAGAAAAUGGGCAGCACAUUUGAGAUGUAUAAAGAGGCGCUGAAGGAGCAUGCCUACCAGUGUGCCCUGGAACGGCUAGAAGAGGAAUAUGUCCCACUGGAUGAGUUCACUGCUGAGCAGGACCGAGCCAAGGAGCUUGAGAGGCGUGUGAAUGAAUUGGAACAAAAGCAACAAGGUUCUGCAUCAAUUCUUCAGCAGGAAAACUCAACACAGACUGACCUGGUGCAACCAAACACAGAGGAGAUGGAGUCUGAGCGAUUCAAGCUUCUCUACAAAGAGAAAUGUGCUGUGGAGCAGGUGUGCGCAGAAAAACAAGAGUUAAUUGUAUCACUCGAGAAACGGAUCAACGAGUUGAACGAGACUCUGCAGGAAGCAGGCGAGAGCUACAUGGAGAAACUUGCUGAGGUUCAGAGUUUACAAAACAGGCUCAACUAUCAGGAGCGAGAAACUGAGCAUUUACAGAGCGAGCUCACUGAAAGGGCGCUGGAGCUGCGUGGGUUGAAAGAGGAUCUGCUGAAGCUAACCCAUGAUUCUAUAGGACAAGCUCGCCCAAAGCGGGGACUGCUGGUGAACAUCAAAGAAUCCAUGUCAUCCCCAUCCUCAGGAAAUCUCUGCCGCACAAUCAGAAAAUCUGUCUGCAGUACAACAUCCAUGAGGAAAAAGCCUAACUGAUCAAGUCUGUGUGUGGUUAGGUUUGUGUCUAGUUUUUAUUGCACUGUCUGUUUAUUUGUAUAAUUUUUUUUUUUUUUUUACCUCAGUCUCAUU
Molecule: messenger RNA, 2541 nt
Organism: Hemibagrus wyckioides
Lineage: Eukaryota; Metazoa; Chordata; Actinopteri; Siluriformes; Bagridae
Exons: 18
Coding region: 1-2448 (815 amino acids)
Biological process (GO): mitotic spindle assembly; microtubule-based movement
Cellular component (GO): spindle microtubule; nucleus
Molecular function (GO): ATP binding; microtubule binding; plus-end-directed microtubule motor activity
Source: RefSeq, a predicted model, not a curated record